This is a messenger RNA of Sporothrix schenckii 1099-18, 2073 nucleotides long. Its product is annotated as tyrosinase. Lineage: Eukaryota; Fungi; Ascomycota; Sordariomycetes; Ophiostomatales; Ophiostomataceae. The transcript has 4 exons. The coding region runs from base 1 to 2073 and encodes 690 amino acids. Gene Ontology annotation, molecular function: oxidoreductase activity. The record is from RefSeq and is a predicted model, not a curated record.
AUGCGAUACUUGUCCGCAGCCUGGCCACUCUCGGCCGCCAGGCUCCUCGCCAUUUCCUACAUUUUUUUCAGUUGUUUUCUGCCACGAGUCGUUGCCAACGCAUACGACUAUGGUUUCGACGUGGCCGAGCAUCUUUUUCGGCGUUCUUUUGGUUCGCCAUACGAUGCAGAGACGCCUUUUGUUGUCGGGGCCCUCGCUGGCGACCGCAAUGGCACGCUACCCCCCAGGCAGGAAAUCCGGCAGAUGGAGAAGAAUACAGAUAUUUGGACGCUGUACAUCCUUGGUCUCAACAUGAUGCAAUUGCUGGUCGGUAUUCCAUCUCGUCGUAUCUUUUGUCUGGCAUCCAACCUGAUAUCUGGCGGGAAGUUUGCUAAAAUCGCGGUUGACUGCAAAGGAAUCCACGGUGUGCCAUGGAUCGAGUGGAACGGCGUUGCACCCAGUCCUGGCAGCGAGAAUACCGGCUAUUGCACGCACGUCUCGGAGCUUUUUCUAACUUGGCACCGUCCGUAUCUUGCCCUCUAUGAGCAAAUUCUCUUCUCGUUGAUUGAAUAUAUUGCCUCACUUUAUUCAGACGACGACGAACGCGACCGUUAUCUGACGGCUGCCAUGGACUUUCGGAUUCCGUAUAUGGACUGGGCGACCCAACCACCCGCAGGCGAAAGUGUGCUCCCGUUAAGCGUCGGAGGCCGUCCAUUUAUCAACGCAUCUGGACCGAAUGGCGUUCAGCGCAUCGCUAAUCCCCUGUAUACGUACCUUUUCAAACCGUUGAACGCCACAAUGUUUAUUGAGGCACCGUACGAUUUGUGGCUGACGACCGUACGGGCGCCCACGGCUCAAGACUCCUCGGCCGGGUCUAACAACACUGCAGUCUCUCUAGCCCUUAACCAAAACUUUCCAUCCAUCCAGCAGCGGCUGUACAACUUGUUCUCGAACUACCAAAACUACAGCACAUUCAGUAACGAGGCUUGGAUUCCGACAUCAUCUAGUGGCAAGUAUGAUUCGCUCGAGUCUCUUCACGAUACCAUCCACACACUCACCGGCCUUCAGGGGCACAUGGCGUGGAUCCCCUUUUCCGCUUUCGAUCCAAUAUUCUUCUUACACCAUGCCAUGGUCGACCGUGUUUUCGCCUUGUGGCAGAUCUUAAACCCAGACUCUUGGAUUGUCCCGACGGCAUCUACCCUCGCUAGCUAUACUACAGCGCAAGGUGAAAUUCAAGACUCGCAAACACCCCUAACUCCAUUCUACAAGGCACAUAACGGCACUUUCUGGACGUCGGACGACGUCCGAGAUAUGGCCGUGUUUGGAUAUACCUAUGACGACAUGGUGGAGUUUCCACAUGAAAGUUUGGUGACCAAAAACACUACGGCACAAGCGCAAGCAGCCGUAUUAAUCAAUCGUUUGUAUAGCUCAUCCAGCCCUGCAUCUCUUGGACCAAUCGGCCAAAACAGCAACGCGAAGAGAUCCAUUCGGAGAUCGAAGAAAGGUGUCGCUGCUCCGCACGGAACCUGGGUUGAUGGGCGAUCAAAAGACCACCAUACUGGUCACGAUAUCCACCUACGCCCUUGGACCAUCACAGAGGCCAAACGCCCUCCACCGUCGGUCGUCGUGGACAAUGAAUACCGUGAAUGGGUGGCCAAUAUCCACGCUAAGAAACAGGCUCUCAGCAGCACAUUCUUCAUCGACCUGUUCCUUGGGGUUGUGCCUCCUGACACAACGACGUGGUCCUAUGCGUCCAACCUUGUCGGAACGAUGAGCGUGUUCGCAUCUCCAGCAGGUGCCAUGGCUGGUAUGGACAUGAGUGCCGGCCACACGUCCGGCACCAUCCCGUUGACUUCGGCUUUAGCACAAAAGGUUGGCAAUGGGGAGUUGGCAAGUCUUGAACCCAAAGAUGUUGAGCCGUAUCUUUUCAAAAACCUGCACUACGGCAUCAUCAAGGCUGAUGGUGUGGUCGUUGCGCCUGGAGAUGUGUCCGGACUGAGAAUUACGAUUGUCAGUUCGUGUGUGCAGGUGCCAUCGAGUGCCGAGGAGCUCCCUCGCUGGGGCUCCGUCGAGGACCAUUUUGAUUUAAUCUAA